AUGCCAGCGUCGAAAGCAGGUAGCCAAGAUGAUCUGUUUCGAUAUACCUCCGGCCGAUGGCUGAUCAACGAGAAAGACCAACUUCAGCAACGUUUUGUGAAGUUUGAUGUCGAGAGCCUCUGUUAUCAAGCUUCCUCUCUGUUCAGCCAUGCGACGAAAUGCGUGCGCAUUGUCAAGUUGGAAGGAAACUUUAACAAAGCUUUCCUGCUCACAAUGGACGACGGCAACGAGGUUAUUGCAAAGAUUCCUUGUCCGAAUGCGGGGACGCCCUCCCUGACGACGGCGUCCGAGGUGGCCACGUUGAGCUUUUUGCGCUCGUAUACUUCAAUCCGGGUUCCGGAAGUGUUAGCUUGGAGUUCUGACCCAGCCAAUCCAGUAGGCGCUGAGUAUAUCAUCAUGGAGAAGAUUCCAGGAGUUCCGCUCGCCGAAAAAUGGGAAACAAUGAAGACUUUGGAGCGCUACAAAGUCAUCGACCGAAUUGUUGGAAUGGAGAAAGAGCUUGAGAGCCUGCAGUUCCCGGCCUAUGGGAGUCUCUUUCUACGGGAAUCCGUGCCGUCUGAAUAUCGCCAUUACGCGCUGUCCCCAGCUUUGGAUCCUGCCGAAUUGUUCUGUGUUGGGCCUUCAUGUGAUCGGCCAAUGUGGCAUGAAUGCCUUGCUGAUGAGUCCACAGCUGUGCAGGAUGUCGGCCCAUGGCCCUCCCUUUCGGAUUUUGCGCUAUCAAUUCCACAACGAGAACUAAAGGCCAUUGCAAAUGAGCAAGCUGAGGUACAGCAUCAUCUCAAUCAAUUUAGCGAGAGGCAGUCCGUCAACGAACACCGCGACCUUCUACAAAAGGCGAAGCAUAUUCUUCCUAUUCUGUCGCAUCAUCCACGUGUGGUAGAAGUGGCGGGACCAGUCCUAUGGCAUACUGACUUGCAUUUGGGAAAUAUUUUCGUUUCCCCUGACGACCCAACCACCAUCGAAGGAAUAAUUGACUGGCAGUCGGCUCAGAUUGCUCCCCUGUUCAUACAGGCUCGAUUCCCGGAGUUUCUGAGGCCGCCAAAGGAUUACAACACUGGCGCCGAAAUCCCCAGUUUGCCGGACAACUUUGAGGAAUUAAAUCCCGAGCAGAAAGACCGAGCUAUUAAGGACAAGGUACUGGCCACCCAGUCUAAAUACUAUGAAAUGUCUUGCCUUGCAUACAACAAGCGCGUUCACGAGGCAAUGAAGCUUGGCCGCAGUCUAUGGGAGCCUUUUACGUGUUGCCAGCUUUUCUUGAACGGCAGUAUGGUUCCACUGCGAAACUCUCUGGUACGCAUUUCACAGGACUGGGGGUGUUUGGGACUUCCAGGGAGCUGUCCCUUUGUGUUUUCUGAAAAGGUGUUAGACAUGCACAAUGAAGAGGUAGUGAAGUAUCAGGACAUGCUUUAUUUGCGCGACAUUGUGAAGGCCCAGCUCUGCACUGAUGACACGGGUUGGAUCCCAAUGGAACGAUGGGAGAAGACAAACGAGAUGAAUCAAUAUCUCUUCGAUAUGUAUGUCGAGACCAUGAGUCAGGAGCUACCACCAGAUGCAGCCGCGAAGACAUGGCCCUUUCCGCCUAAAGGCUCUUGCGUUUGA
Molecule: messenger RNA, 1599 nt
Organism: Aspergillus thermomutatus
Lineage: Eukaryota; Fungi; Ascomycota; Eurotiomycetes; Eurotiales; Aspergillaceae
Exons: 3
Coding region: 1-1599 (532 amino acids)
Cellular component (GO): mitochondrion
Source: RefSeq, a predicted model, not a curated record